UCUUAGGAGAUCACAAGAAGCAAUAUCCUAGGCUUAAAGACUAUGCUCAGACUGUCAUGGACACAAACCCUGGGAGUAGAGUAAUAGUCACUACUGUUACUCCAGUACCAAAUGCAAAAAUACCCCACCCAGGCCCAAGAUUCCAUGCCAUGUUCUUUUGCCUGAAUGGAGCAAGGGAGGGGUUUCUCAAUGGGUGUAGGCCAUUCAUUGGUGUUGAUGGAUGCUUCAUUAAGCUCACUACAGGAGCUCAACUCCUUGCUGCCACUGGUAGAGAUGGCAACAACAACAUAUAUCCACUGGCAUUUGGCAUGGUUGGACAAGAGGACACACCUAGUUGGUGUUGGUUUCUACACCAACUGAAAAUUUGCCUAGGUGGACAAGUGGGCAAGUUUGGACCUUAUACUAUAAUGUCAGAUAGACAAAAGGGGUUAUUGAAUGCAGUGAAUGCUGUGUUUCCAAAUUGCAACCAAAGAUUCUGCCUUAGGCAUUUAUAUGCAAAUUUCCAAAAUGCUGGGUUUAGGGGUGAAGAUCUUAAGAAGUGCAUGGAUAAUGCUAGCUAUGCCUACAAUGAACACAAAUUUAAUAUUGCAAUGAAUGAUCUUAGAGCUGAAAGUGAGGAAGCUUGGGAGUGGCUUACUGCAAUACCAAAAAAACAUGGGCAAGGCAUGCAUUUGACACAAACUGCAAGACUGACUUGGUAGUGAACAACUUGUCUGAGGUGUUCAACAAGUACAUUCUAGAUGUUAGGAGAAAACCUAUAAGGACAAUGUGUGAUGGGAUAAAAGAUAAGCAGAUGGUGAGGUGGCAUAGGAACAGAGAGAGUGUAAAGGCAGCAAGAUGGGAUAUAACACCUCAUUACAGUGAGAAGCUAGAGGUUGAGAAGGAGAGGGCCAGAUAUUGCAAGCCAAUACAGGCAGGGGUCAACUUAUGGCAAGUUACAAGUGGGCAGCAAACACAUGCUGUCAACCUGGAACUUGAGACUUGUGGAUGCAGGAAGUGGGACCUUAGUGGCAUACCUUGCAACCAUGCCAUCUCUGCAAUAAACAAGGCUAAAAGGAAACCAGAGGAUUAUGUCAGCAAAUUCUUCAAGAAAGAUUUUUAUGUUGCAGCUUAUGAACCAAUGAUCUUUCCUGUGCCUGGUGAGCAUGAUUGGACAAGGACCCCUGGUCCAGACAUAGAACCACCUGCAUUCAAAAUCAAGAGAGGAAGAAAGAAAGAAAAGAGGAUCAAGGGCAAAUUUGAAGUACCAAAGCCAAAAGACACUUCAAGAAUGGGGACCAUAACAUGUGGCAAUUGUGGUCUCCAAGGGCAUAGGUACACAAACUGUCUUAAACAGUUGAAGCCUGAGCUAGCUUUGAGGAAGAAUAAGCAUGUGGCUACUCCAAGUAACUCACAACCAAGAGCUGCUGGUCCUUCUACUACAACAACAGCAAGACAGCCAAGAGCUGCUGCCAGAGGAGCUGCCAGAGGAAGAGGAGCUGCUACUUCUACUACACCACCACCAUCUGGAAGAGGAGCUGGCAGUGGAAGAGGAGCUGGAAGAGGUGCUCCAAGGCCAUUCAGUGCCCCUAGGCAAUAUGCUGACAUUCCUACUGAUGGUACACACACUGGAUGGAUGUCCUACUUCACUGC
Messenger RNA from Aegilops tauschii subsp. strangulata, 1632 nucleotides. The record is from RefSeq and is a predicted model, not a curated record. NCBI's taxonomy places the organism in Eukaryota, Viridiplantae, Streptophyta, Magnoliopsida, Poales, Poaceae.